AUGCCUCAAGAACACAGAGGCUAUAACCCUUUCCACGGUUUUGAUAGUGGUCCACCCCCACCAAGAUUUGGACCGCGUCCUCAUCAACCCCCAGCAGUUCAAUUUGGAGGUUACUUGAACAAUUGGGCGCCAGUACAACCAUCACCUAUGCCACCACCUUUCUGGGGGCAGCCUCCUCGGCCUUCUCCAAUCGUGCAACACUUUCACUCCUUUCCUGCCCAUCCUCCAUUUCCCCCCUAUCCUCCAGCUUCGGGUCCACCCCAAAGUACCCAGCCUCCCGUCGAAAACCCAAUACCAGAUCUGCCAGGAACGGUGCUAAGAAACCCUUUUGGAGAACAAGGUGCCCCCUCUGAUUAUUCCAUCAUGUUUCCAGGGCAGUACUGCCCGAUACAUCUUAUCAAGACGGCGACCAAGCCCUGGGAGUAUACCGAACCGCUGCAUCUCAUAGAACAUGGACCACAACUGAACUUCAAUAAGAUUCUUGUUCCUACCUCCAUUAGUGUGAAGGACUUGAUGGCUGUGAGUUUCUCUGAUUCUAUAGAUUUGAUAAGAAGGGGAGCUAUGUACUAACAGGAUAAUAGAAUUGUGGAUGCAACAACCCCGAUGCAAAGAAGAACCGUGUAUAUGAGGUAACCGAGGAUGGGGCCGGACGGUGGAAGAAAGGCUUAGAGAUUGGUGUAAGUACACAUACCAUAAUUCAUAUCGUCGUGUUGACCGUUGCCCGUAUCCUCUCCCCCCAACCCUCUCCCAGAAUCUCUCAUAGAUUUCUACUGCAAAUGAAAUACUAACUCACAUUUUCACAGGGUGAUGAAGCAGACAAAGUCAAGAAAUCAAUCAGCGAUUGGGGUUGGAAUGAGAAGCGAACUGGGAAACCGGGUGCACCUCCAGUGGUAUGGCUUUAUAUGACCAAAGAUUGA
Hymenoscyphus albidus is the source of this 917-nucleotide messenger RNA. Lineage: Eukaryota; Fungi; Ascomycota; Leotiomycetes; Helotiales; Helotiaceae. The record is from the annotation of a GenBank genome assembly.